Arabidopsis thaliana (thale cress) is the source of this 1598-nucleotide messenger RNA. Its product is annotated as pfkB-like carbohydrate kinase family protein. The record is from RefSeq and is marked reviewed. NCBI's taxonomy places the organism in Eukaryota, Viridiplantae, Streptophyta, Magnoliopsida, Brassicales, Brassicaceae. The transcript has 14 exons. Gene Ontology annotation, cellular component: cytoplasm. Gene Ontology annotation, molecular function: kinase activity. The coding region runs from base 76 to 1398 and encodes 440 amino acids.
AUCUGGAUUUUACACACACACACACACUCUCUCACACUCGUUGACCAAAAAAAAAACUCUCUCUUUCACUGAGAAAUGCUCUGCUUCACUCAUGUCCCACCUCUUCCUCUGUUCUCCACCUCCGGUAUCUAUCUUCCGGCCUCCAGACGAUUCACUAGUUUCAGGAUUAGAAUGUCUUCUUCUUCCUCCAUCGAUUCUGUUCCUCCUCCACCGGAUAACGCAAUCGUCCUUGGUUGUGGUGGAAUCGCUGUAGAUUUCUUAGCGACGGUGGAUUCUUAUCCUCAAGCUGACGACAAGAUCCGAAGCACUAGCCUAAAGGUGCAAGGAGGUGGAAAUGCUGCAAAUGCGUUAACUUGUGCUGCUCGUUUGGGAUUGAAUUCGAGACUGAUUAGUAAGGUAGCGAAUGACUCUCAAGGAAAAGGCAUGUUGGAGGAGCUUGAAGCUGAUGGUGUGGAUACUUCUUUUAUUGUGGUCUCUAAAGAGGGUAAUUCACCAUUUACCUAUAUCUUAGUUGACAACCAAACGAAAACGCGUACUUGUAUUCACACGCCUGGAGACCCACCUAUGUUACCAACUGACCUUUCUCAAUCGAGUAUGCUAUCAGCGCUAGACCGAGCCAGCAUUGUAUACUUUGAUGUAAGAUUACACGAAACAGCUUUGGUUAUUGCAAAAGAGGCAAGUCGCAAGAAGAUACCUAUUUUAGUUGAUACAGAGAAAAAAAGAGAUGGUUUAGAUGAUCUCUUGCCAUUCGCCGACUACGUUGUCUGUCCAGAAAAUUUCCCUCAGACAUGGACAGAAGUGUCUUCAACUCCUGGUGCACUUGUUUCCAUGUUGUUGAGAUUGCCUAAACUGAAAUUUGUGAUCGUGACCUCAGGUGAACAUGGGUGCUUAAUGGUUCAAAGAGCUUCAAAAGCAGAAGUAUUUGAAUCUCAAGAGACAGACAUUGAAAGCUUGUUGGAGACACUGAAGCAUAGAAAAGACUCAACGACAACAUUUCCAACAUGUGUUUCAUCGGAGACAACAAAGCUGAAGGCCAACGGGGUAGGAACAAUGACCGGAAGAUUGUUUCUCGGAACAGCGGAGAAAAUUCCUCCAGAAGAGCUUGUAGACACCACUGGUGCUGGCGAUGCAUUCAUAGGAGCUGUUCUAUAUGCCAUAUGCGCCGGCAUGCCCCCAGAGAAAAUGUUACCAUUUGCUGCUCAAGUGGCUGGUUGCAGCUGCCGGGCUUUGGGAGCUCGCACGGGUCUUCCUCACCGUACAGAUCCUAGACUUGUACCCUUUCUGAGUUCGUCUGCUUCAUGGCGUAAGUUACGUACAAACUUUGAGUUUGUGAACGGAUCAUCUGUUAUCGGAGGAAUCUCAUGCGUUUCGAUCCAUAAUCGAGCUAAUAGAUUUUGAUCUGAUAAGCCUCCUCCGGUGGUAAAUGGUAUGUUAUUUGUUUUUCCCCUGGGUUUAUUUCCGUUCACAUUCCAGAGGGAGUUUUAAAUUUCGUAGUGUCUUGAUUCUAUGGCGAUUGUGUUCUCGUAUCGUUGAAAUUGUUUGUUUGUUUGUUUUCAUGAGUAGCUAUGGUUGACUGAUCCGUGGCUUGACUUUUAUCG